Phragmites australis (common reed) is the source of this 984-nucleotide messenger RNA. RefSeq lists its product as uncharacterized. The transcript has 2 exons. The record is from RefSeq and is a predicted model, not a curated record. NCBI's taxonomy places the organism in Eukaryota, Viridiplantae, Streptophyta, Magnoliopsida, Poales, Poaceae. The coding region runs from base 1 to 984 and encodes 327 amino acids.
AUGGAUCCUCGUGUAGCUUGGAAGGAGUACUUGAGGGAGCUGUGUUUCUCCUACAACGACUCUUACGAUGAGGAAGAUGAUAUGUUCAUAGAGACUAUGAGAUCCUGGCAAGCCGAGUCGGAGGAAUCAAAGAGGCGACCUUGGGGUGGUUCAGUGCCUAGUCGGAAGCGCAUCCACCUUUAUCGGCUGGAGGGCCAUAUUAGGUUGUACAAUGACUACUUUACCGAUCCCCCUGUGUACCCUGACUACAUUUCCCGUCGCCGGUAUUGCUACAAACUGCGACUCUCCACAUUCAUGAAACAUAACCUUUUCCUCAAGAUCGUGGGGGCGGUUAAGGAGAAGGACCCGCGGUUUCAACAGAGGAGGAACGCUGCAGGUGAGCUAGGGCUGUCCGUGCUGCAAAAAGUGACUAUGGCGUUUCGUAUGCUAGCAUACGAUGCGCCGGCCGAUUCUCUAGAUGAAUGCCUCCAUCUAGGGGAGAGCACCAUCAUUGAGAGCAUGAGACGUUUCGUUCGUGCUGUCGUCGAAGUGUUCGGUGAUGAGUACCUCCGUUCUCCGAAUGAUGAGGACACUGCUCAUUUGUUUGCUAUCAACGCGAGCAGAGGGUUUCCAGGGAUGCUGGGAAGCAUUGAUUGUAUGAAUUGGAGGUGGAAGAACUGUCCGACGGCGUGGGCAGGUUCUUUUACCAGCCAUGUCAAUGCUCCGAUGAUCAUUCUCAAGACGGUUGCAUUGCAGGACCUGUGGAUCUGGCAUGCCUUUUUCAGCAUGCCUAGUUCACUAAACGACAUUAAUGUUCUACACCGGUCACAUUUCCUCGACGACCUUGCCGCAGGCGAGGCCCCUAAGGUUCACUACAGCAUUAAUGGGCACCAUUACACCAUAGGCUACUACCUUGCGGAUGGCAUAUAUCCGGAAUGGGCCACGUUUGUGAAGCCCAUUCCAUCGCCUGUUGGCAGGAAGCGGCAACACUUCGUGCUACAGUAG